AUGCCAAAUUUCUCCGGGAACUGGAAGAUGAAGAGCUCGGAAAACUUCGAGGAGCUACUGAAGGCACUGGGCGUGAACAUGAUGCUGCGGAAGAUCGCGGUGGCGGCGGCAGCGAAGCCGGCGGUGGAGAUCCGGCAGGACGGGGAGAGUUUCUACAUCCGCACCUCGACCCCCGUGCGCACCACUGAGAUCCGCUUCAGGGUGGGCGAGGAGUUCGAGGAGCAGACGGUGGACGGGAGGCCCUGCAAGAGCCUGGCCAGGUGGGAGAGCGAGAACAAGAUGGUGUGUGAGCAGCGGCUGCUCAAGGGCGACGGGCCCAAGACGGGCUGGUCCCGGGAGAUGACCAACGACGGGGAGCUCAUCCUGACCAUGACGGCCGACGACGUUGUCUGCACCAGGGUCUACAUCCGCGAGUGA
Molecule: messenger RNA, 417 nt
Organism: Cinclus cinclus
Lineage: Eukaryota; Metazoa; Chordata; Aves; Passeriformes; Cinclidae
Gene: CRABP2
Product: cellular retinoic acid binding protein 2
Exons: 4
Coding region: 1-417 (138 amino acids)
Biological process (GO): fatty acid transport
Cellular component (GO): cytosol; nucleus
Molecular function (GO): fatty acid binding
Source: RefSeq, a predicted model, not a curated record